This is a messenger RNA of [Torrubiella] hemipterigena, 5305 nucleotides long. The record is from the annotation of a GenBank genome assembly. NCBI's taxonomy places the organism in Eukaryota, Fungi, Ascomycota, Sordariomycetes, Hypocreales, Clavicipitaceae.
UUACUAAGAAAUGAGGGUUCGAAAAAAGCCACCAGAGGCGAAGCCAGCGUUGCAUCGGCUGGCGUAGCGAAACAGGCUCGCCAAUUAUCUUGUGGCGCGGCAGAUACUGCGCAACCCUUCCGCGACACAACUGUUCAGCAUCAAACCAUUCCUCCGACAACGUCUCCACGGAUCAUUGUCCACACGGACGGCCCCCAAAACACCUUGGCCGCGUCCCGCAGUUAAGCUGUUGAUAUUCUCUGGCGUAAGUCCCGGAUAUUCUCACUCCUUGUCUCAGAGACGCUAGCUGUCCUUAGGUCCAACUUGUAGAAAGUAGGGCUGUGGUCUCUCAUUGGUGUGCUACCACAACGUACUGUUAGGCUUCGCUGAAAGCCGGAAAGUCAUGCAGAUGCAGGACCCAGCGCUUGGGGGCAAAGCCAAUUAAGUCUAGCGAACCCAUGGUCCAUGCCCGCCAUUCCCGUCCAGCAAACGCAACCCUCUUGAUGAGUAUUUGUGGAAGCAUUAUGCUCCAUAUCUCGAGAUUACAUCGCUGGAUAUCAUCAUUUAGUGUGGUUAUAUUUAUCUUGAAAUGCAACAAGCUGCACUCCAAUGCUAACAGUCGCCUAUAAUGAUGCUCCGGGGUGUGUGUUUAGCGCUCCUGUACAUGCAUGCAGCUUGCCGUUGAACAUGCACGACUCUAGCCAACAGGAAUCAACCCGAAGAGUGGAAGCUGAAUGCACCUAGCCAUACGAGGUCACGGCUUCGAGACAAUGACACUGUCGGCGGAGUUGGAGGCGCAAGUCCGCAGGCUACUUGAUUUCACAUCUAUGGCGCUGCCUCAGCCAUGUACAUUACACCAUCCUGAAGAUGGGAUGUAGAUGGGUUACAACUGCACUUACUGAAGCAAUAUGGACAAAAGUGAUGCAUGCGUUUGAUGGGCAGGCUAGCCGGACGAUCCAUCUCCGAAUGCUGCAAGAUUCAGGGGAGGCGAACGUGACGGAGAAGCAUGAAUGUCACACCCGAGAUAAUUAAGACGCAUGGCAUGCGAUACUACAGAUCCAAUGCAACUGCCUUCUCUCUUGCAGGUGAGUGGGUGUCGUAUCAUUUGCCCAGCGCGCUGCAUGCAUAUGAUUUAAGCUCAGAAAAGUCUAGAUGGACCAUCUGGCUCCCAUAAUGUUUGCCUGCAUCCGAAGGGCUGGACUGAACAAGAGGAGGAGGGCAAAUAGCCUGCUUCGGAGAGCUUCUGACCGAGCUGCUCCCGGCAUCUACCCGUUGGCCGCUGUGGGCCCCCCAAAGCGGAUGAUAACGCGGCAACUUAGCGUACCUGGUUUCCCCUGGACCAACAGGCUCCGCAACACAAAGGCUUUCUUCAUUUCAUCUUAGCACAAUACCCACUUGCGCAGUGACAGCCCCUGCCAACAGCGGGAUCCUGGCCAAAUUGCCCAAUGCUUAGCUGCGAUGAGCAGCGUUUUUGUCUCCUGGCGUAGCUCGCGUCAUUACGCUAAAGUCGCCAACGGCAAACCAUGAUCACCUUGAAGCGUCCGACUUGUUACAUACCUCUGAAGCUGGGUGGCAUCCUACGCCAGCAAAGUGCUCUAUAAGUGGGUGAUGGAGAAUCGAUAUGGUUCCGCUCAUGCAGCCCCUUGAUCUUGGAGGCCAUCUAUUAGGUUCAUCCAUCGAUCGUGGAGGACAACGCAGAGCUGCUGCAAGCUGCAGCUUCCUUGUUAUGUCCCCCCAUCCCAAAUUCCCGGAUCCUGGACACUCCAGGCAGACUAAGAAGUCAGAGCCCAGGCACUUAUCACAAAACAGGAAGCGAACUAUCCACUUGCUUGCGUCGGGGUACUUUGCAAAUCAUGCCCCGUCGCAGAUGUCCUUGUUUGCAGUUCUUGUCUUUAGCGGGCUUCCCGCCUCAGUUAGCUGGCCCAAGGAUGCUAAUCAGCAACUUGUUAUGCCCGAAGGCGCGAGUUGCAAUGGUGGACCCUCAGUCCGUCGCCUAACCUCUUAGGGCCGACGGAGCCUACACCCCUGCUUUCCGCUAACUGGGACUAAGGUUAUGUCAUUGACACCCAGGUGCCGCAAAGAACGCUAAAAACUAGCGCAAGAGUGCUCAUCAUCAGGCGCUUGCUUAUACGACCGGCGGAUGCCCUCGCGCGCUUGCCAGUGGACCUCUAGUCCCUGGAAUCAGACAUGCGGCCGAGUUGUAGGUGCUCUUGGUUCUUCUGCAAAACCCUGCGAGACUGUAUGCUGAGCCGGGCAAGUCUGUAGUCGACCGAUACAGACCAGGAAUACAAUCAAGGUGUUGAAUGCGGUAGCGAUAUGUGCUUGCUAACGUUGCUUCCUCCAAGCUACCAUGGUUGGUCAACGCAGGAAUUCCCCAUCAUUUCUGGGUUGGGGGCUGUUGUCACCACGGCACUGGACGGCUCUUGAAAGUCUCGAAAUUGGCAACAAGCUUCGGUCUAGUCAUGCUCACGGCAGAGCGUGUUCUUGACGGCGACCUGGUCUCCUCCCCCAGGGAAAACGACGGGUGCGGCUGCGUCCAUCUCGGGACGGGUUUGUCCAGCACCCGCCUUUCCCCAUCAGGUCAACCACACGCCUGCUUGGGCGCACCCCUCUUGAAAUCCCCUACCACACCCUCCACUGGUUUGGGCCCCAAUGCUACCCAUCCUUGUAAACGCGCCAAAAUGCGUAUGGCACCAACUGUGUUCCCGUUGUUUGCUCAGCGUACCCCGGCAGAGGCAAGUUGACAAGAGAAUACCCCUGCCGUGGCCUUGCAUGAUCUAUAUCCUUUCAACUCUGCUCGCUCCCGCCGGUGAAUACAUAUGCAUGCCACGUCCCUACUCGCUCCGAUACAGCCUUCUGCGUUUGGCUCUUAGUCGAUGCUAUUUUACUAAAGUAGCUGACCUUUGUUAUACUCUAAUAUCGGACAUCUGCGCCCAACACGCCAGUCCAGUUGUCCUACAUCAGCCCUAGGCCGCUCUUCCCACCAGACCGCAUUCCCUUACAGCAACAGCCAUAGGCCUGGUACUACACUCUUUUGAAUAUAGCCAAUAUCACAUCUACCAAGCUUGGUAGUAAUCAAAGGCCAUGUCUACCGACACGAUAUCUUACGGGCCACCACAGCCCUGGCAGACCAUGGGAUGCUUUGAGCCUGAACAGAACCCAUAUGGAAACACUGCCUUUGGUCUGAGUGAUUUUAAAGACCCGUUGACCACCGACAUUCCCUCUCCCAAUGGAUUCUCUAAUAUGCUUCCCCCCCCUACUCCUCUCAACAGCACAUCCCCAAGCGCAACAACACCACAGUCACAACUACAAACUCUUCUGCCAGCUCCUCUGCAAGAGUCCCAGCCCCAGGCUCUAGCAGGGCCAUGGCCGAGUCAGCUUGUACGAUCUCGCUCAGCUGGUAACAUGAAGUCACCAACUCCAGAGGCUCCAAGCACAGUCCCCAGUUCACCAAAGAAAUCUACUACGGGAGAAAAAGAGAAACCUCGCAAAACACUCAGCGCCGAACAGAGAAAGGCUAUGUGUCAGUUCCAUGAAGAGAAUCCUACAAUGAGACAAGCCGACAUUGGUGCUAGAUUUGGAGUGGAGCGAAGUACCGUUUCGAAAGUACUCCGCAACAAAGACGUUUACCUGGGUCGUGAACGAGAUCCUGAAAACACAAAUUUGAAGCGUUCAAAGACCAAGAACCCGGACUUUGAUAGGACGCUAAGCAUUUACGUGCGUCGACAACAGCAGCGCGGGUUUAAUAUCACGGAUAGUGAAAUCAUGGAACAAGCUCGGAUGUUUGCGCAUGCCAGUGACGACCAAAAGACGAUACUGAACAGUCUAACAGAGAACUGGUUACAAAAGUUCAAACAAAAGCACAACAUUGGUGCCUCGGCACCCAAACGUCGCGCUUCAGAACCAAAUAUUGGGCAAUGUACACCAAAACCGGUGCUGAUCAAGUCCGCCGCAGAAAAGAUCGAUCAUCGAGACCAUUCUGAGCCUAGUACCAGAGAUAUAUCGCCUGCCAUCAACACUCCCGCUGUAGUCGAUACAACGCAAAGCAGAUUCCUGCCCGUGGAAGAAGAUGCCACUCAGACCACACUGGCUAUUACAGACUUCGCUGCGCCGCAUGCUUCAUAUCCUACACCUGCCAUGGACACAAACUGCGUCUACAACUUCUCUCCAAACUCCCACCCUGGCGAGUUACCAUUAGAUCCGUCCCAAGUUCAACUCAUUCCAGGGCCGGCUCCGUCAGACAUCAUCAACCGGGAGAAACGUAGCAGGACGUUUCCUAUGACGGUACAUGACUACGAGGCGAUACCUAUCAUAAAUGACGGGUUUGGUAGCCGCUAUCCAUCUACUUCUACGCUGGUAGGAUCGGAGACUAUUGACGGAUUCAACGUCGACCCUCAAGACGGCUUAGACAUGCCUUUGACGUCUCCACCAGCACUUCACAGGACAAGCAGCAAUUCCAGCAUGACGGGGCGCUCAUGCUCAACACCUCUGCUAAACACUGGGCUUGGGAUUUCAACAAAUGAUAGCCCACCAGCUAUGCCGUCCCAGGAGGACGCCUGCCGCGCUGCCAACACGCUGCUCAGCUAUAUCCAAGGCUUCAACUGUAGCGGCCAGUUUGAGCAGAACGAGUUCUUGACAGUGGUACAGCUAACCAAGAAGCUGAAUAUCUAUCAGCAACAAUACCUCCCCCUCAGACCUGCCAUGGGCGUCUUGUCCCAGAUCCCAGAGAGCGACAACGACUUGGUACCGUGCCUCUCCUGCGGUCCAGCCGACGCCGCUUAGACUCACUACGCUAACACUCCUUGGCACUCACACCAGUCGACUUACAUUUCCUUUUACCGCUCUUUCUCCUCUUUUUCCUUUUCCUAUCUGCUGUCCACUCAAUACCACAGACAGAGGCAACUCGUUUACAACAUAGGCGGCAUGGCGGCAACGCAUGAUACCGACCUAUCCACAAAACCGUUCACUUCUUUGUACAUUCUUCAUUAUACCCCCUUCUUGGUGUUACACCGCUCUUACUUAGUUCCUUUUUGUUGUGGAGUUCUUUUUUUUUCUACGCUUGAUUUCUAGCGGCAAUGGGAUGGCGUCGAUUCAACACUGUGGGUUCGUUUUUACGGAGGGGGUUUGGGUAGGGCGGGCAGGCUAGCCCAGCUUCAGAUUGUUACCGCUUUGCGACGAUGGGGCAGAUGACAGGGUGUGAAUCCAGUAGCGCAGAAAUACUGCUUAGUUCUCUUACAACGAUAUACGAAUGAGCAGGCUCGUUCGGAUUGCAUAGCAUAUAGCAACAAGGACAGAUUUCAAAUGCUCCAAAACAAAAUUAUGUAUU